Molecule: messenger RNA, 2018 nt
Organism: Eutrema salsugineum
Lineage: Eukaryota; Viridiplantae; Streptophyta; Magnoliopsida; Brassicales; Brassicaceae
Product: transcription factor TCP3
Exons: 2
Coding region: 404-1627 (407 amino acids)
Biological process (GO): regulation of secondary shoot formation
Cellular component (GO): nucleus
Molecular function (GO): sequence-specific DNA binding; DNA-binding transcription factor activity
Source: RefSeq, a predicted model, not a curated record
UUCCACAUCUCUCUCUCUCUAUUUCCUCCCUUUAUUGGUUUCUAUCUUCCAUCUUCCUCUUGCUUCAUUUCUUUGGUCUGCUUCUUCAAUUCCUAAAAACAGAGACAAGUUUUUCAAGAAAAACAAAAAGAAAAGGAGAGACAUUCAUAUAUGGGUUAGCCUCAAGAUUCGAGAAAGACUAUUUCUUCAUGUUCCUGGUCUAUAAAGUAUUGUUGAUUUGGUGACAGAUUUAGAUUAUGUUUUGGGAAGAGGGAGAGGCAAUAUGCGGUAAUUAGAUGCAUUGAAUUGAAACAAAGUGACUCUGGAUUCCUCGGUGGCUAACGACCGCCGUCGCCGCCGCCGCAAUCCCACCACCACCGACGAAAACGACGACAACCUUGAAUCUCCUCAAUAUGCUCCAACGAUGGGGAAUGAGGAACCUAACCACCACCAUCUAGUAGAUUCGCAGUCGCCGCCUCUUCUCGCGAUGACACACCAGUCGCUGUUUUCGGCGGUAGCGGCGACGGAGAACGGUGGUUGCGGCGAGAUCGUGGAGGUGCAAGGAGGUCACAUUGUCCGGUCAACAGGAAGAAAAGACAGACACAGCAAAGUUUGUACAGCCAAAGGCCCACGUGACCGGCGCGUGAGGCUUUCAGCUCCGACGGCGAUUCAAUUCUACGACGUUCAAGAUAGACUCGGCUUCGAUCGACCAAGCAAAGCCGUCGAUUGGCUUAUCAUGAAAGCUAAAUCCUCCAUUGACGACCUCGCCAAGCUUCCUCCUUGGAAUCCCGCCGAUACAAUCCGUCAAGCUGCAGCAAACGCUAAACCCAGGAGACCCAAAACCCUAAUUUCUCCGCCGCCGGAGACGGGAAUUCGCGGUGGCUCGGUAUCAACCCGAGAAGAAACAGAGCAUCAUCGUCAUCACGACUCGAGUUUUCUUCCGGCGUCGAUGGACUCUGAUUCGAUAGCUGACACUAUAAAGUCCUUUUUCCCAGUCGUUUCAACGGAAUCUCCUCCGCCGCAGAACUAUCAUCAUCAGCCACCGUCGGAAUUUCCUUCACGAGCCACCAAUAAUACCCAAAACCAAGAUCUUCGUCUCUCACUUCAAUCUUUCCAAAAUGGUCCGCCUUUUGCUAACCAAACAGAGCAUGUUGAGUUCUCCGGCCAGAGCAAUCCGUUAGGGUUUGAUUCAUCGACGGCAAGCUGGGUCCAGUCGCAACAGAAUCACAACCAGUCACCGGAAUUCGGAAGAGUGGUGACGUGGAACAACGGCGGAGCAGCUGAUUCCGCCGCAAUCGGAGGAGGAAGAGGAGGAUUUGUGUUUGCUUCUCCGGCGACAACGACGUCGUUUCCGUUUCAGCCAGAUUAUGGCCAAAGUCAGGUUUUUUCUCAGAGGGGUCCCCUUCAGUCCAUUAAUACACCCAUGAUUCGUGCUUGGUUUGAUCCUCACCAUCAUCAUCAGUACACUAACACGGAUCAUCAUCCUUACCAAAUUCCACCGGCGAUUCACCAAUCAGCGAUUCCAGGCAUCGCACUUGGUUCGAGUGGUGAAUUCUCCGGUUUUUGUAUACCGGCACGGUUUCAGGGCGAGCAAGAGGAGCACCGCGACAACAAACCGUCGUCUGCUUCAUCUGAUUCUCGCCAUUAAUCAAGAUUCAAAAACACACACAGGAAACAAAAAGAGAAUAAACGAGUGCAACACAAAUGGUUUCUUUCCAUAUUCCAGAUAUCGAAUGGCCUAUAAAUCCAAUGAAAGGAAAGGAAGAAGAGAAAGAGAAACAGAUCUGAUCGACAGUAUCAAGUUCUUCUUCUUCCAAGUCCAAGCCUUUGCUAAUUUGAAUUCAUUUUGUAUAAAUCAGAGCUGUAAUCUCUAUUAUGUUCUAGCCCCACGAGCUCACAUAUGUUUGUUGUAAUCCUGAUUAUGAAGCAUAUUUUGCUCUUGUUGUUGUUGUUGUUUUAAAUAAAUUUGUUAUUCCCUCAUGCUCUUGUGUUGGAAACCUUUUAACCCCACUUGAAUCUAAAGUCUCAACCUUUUUCCC